This is a messenger RNA of Syngnathoides biaculeatus (alligator pipefish), 3645 nucleotides long. RefSeq names its product adaptor protein, phosphotyrosine interaction, PH domain and leucine zipper containing 1 (gene appl1). NCBI's taxonomy places the organism in Eukaryota, Metazoa, Chordata, Actinopteri, Syngnathiformes, Syngnathidae. The coding region runs from base 151 to 2280 and encodes 709 amino acids. Gene Ontology annotation, molecular function: protein binding. The record is from RefSeq and is a predicted model, not a curated record. Gene Ontology annotation, biological process: signaling. Gene Ontology annotation, cellular component: endosome membrane; cytoplasm. The transcript has 22 exons.
UCCAAUCACAAUCCAGUUGACACAAGGCGGAGUUUUAUUUGGGCUGUUGUGGUGGAUUCAGCGGUGCCCCCCCUCCCCAAACCUUCAAAGUAGCAGUUGACGGGCUAAUUUGUUGUCCUUUCUGUCGUCAUCUACCAUCAACCAGCAGCCAUGCCCGGGAUCGAGAAGCUGCCUAUCGAAGAGACGCUGGAGGACAGCCCGCAGACUCGGUCUCUGCUGGGCGUGUUCGAGGAGGAUGCAGCAGCCAUGUCCAACUACUGCAACAUGCUUUAUCAGGCCAUGCACAGGAUGUAUGACGCCCAGAAUGAGCUGAGUGCUGCAACGCAUCUCACUUCCAGACUACUAAAAGAGUACGACAAACAGCGUUUUCCCUUAGGGAGCGACGACGAGGUGAUGAGCUCCACCCUGCAGCAGUUUGCAAAAGUCAUCGACGAGCUGAGUUCCUGUCAUGCCGUCUUAUCUACCCAGCUGGCCGAUGCCAUGAUGUUCCCCAUAACGCAGUUCAAAGAAAGAGACCUCAAGGAGAUCCUAACUCUGAAGGAAGUCUUCCAAAUUUCCAGUGAUGAUCACGACACCGCCAUCAACAGAUACAGCCGCCUGUCCAAGAGGAAGGACAACGACAAGAUGCGCGCCGAGGCGGUGGAGGACGUGUACACGUCACGCAAGAAGCAGCACCAGACCAUGAUGCACUACUUCUGCUCCCUCAACACGCUGCAGUACAAGAAGAAGACGGCGCUCCUGGAGCCGCUGCUGGGAUACAUGCAGGCGCAAAUCAGUUUCUUUAAACUGGGCUCUGAAAACCUCAGCCAGCAGUGGGAGGACUUCCUGGCCACCAUCGGAACCAGCGUCCAGAACGUGCGCCGGGAGAUGGAAGAAGAGGCGGGCCAGAUGCAGCAGACCAUCGAGCAGAUGGAGAAAUCAUGUGACCCGCUGUACGCGCCUUGCGACCCCGACCCGGUCCACUCGCCCGUGUGCCGCAACCUCACUCAGAAGCAAGGCUACCUCUACAUUCGCAAUAGGACGGGCCUGGUGUCGACGUCGUGGGAGCGCCAGUACUUCUUCACGCAGGGGGGCAACUUGAUGCGGCAGGGCCGCGCAGAGGUGGCGGGCGGUCUGGUCACUGACCUGGACAACGCCUCCGUCAUGGCGGUGGAUUCUGACGACCGCCGCUUCUGCUUCCAGGUCACGUCCUUCGACGGCAAGAAAGUGGUGACGCUGCAGGCGGAGAGCCGCAAGGACUGCGAGGAGUGGAUCGCCACCAUCAACAACAUCUCGAGACGCAUCUACUUGAGUGAGAACGCAGAGGAAGUAGCGGCCAGAAUCAACCAGUCGGCUAUUGAGGCAGUGACGCCAUCGCCGUCCUUCCAGCAGAGACACGACAGCAUGCGGCCUGGCAGGGGCGGCGCGGGGCGAACCGGCAGCGUCAGCUCCGUGGGCUCCGAGCCGUCGCCUGCCCUCUCUGCCCUCUCGAUAGAUGCCCUGGUUGCCCCGGAAACGCCCAUCCAGUUCGACAUCAUCUCGCCUGUCAGCGAGGAGAACGCCGGGCACGGCAAGACGCCGGCGCAGCCUGGAAGGAGAAGUAAUCCGUUCGGCGAGUCGGGUGACGGAACACCGGAGGACAGCGAAGACUCGAUCCUGCACCAGCUCUUCAUCGUCCGCUUCCUGGGCUCCAUGGAGGUGAAGAGCGCCGAGUCGCCCGACGUCAUCCCCGAGACCAUGAGGCAGAUCCUGGCGGCGCGCGCCAUCCACAACAUCUUCAGGAUGACCGAGUCGCACCUGCUGGUCACCUGCGACUGCCUCAAGCUCAUCGACCCGCAGACGCAAGUGACUCGACUCAGGUUCCCUCUGCCCAGCGUGCUGCAGUCGUCGUCCCACCAGGACAACAAGAGGCUGUUCGGGUUCGUGCUGCGCUCGGCCGGCGAGAAUCCCGACGGCCGAGCUGUCUGCUACAUCUUGGAGUCGAACGACGACGGCGAGAAGAUCUGCGACAGCAUCGGCCUCGCCAAGCAGAUCGCCCUCCACUCGGCGCUGGACCGCGGGGCGGCGGAGAAGCGCAAGGAGCAGCACAAAGCCAAAGAGAAGCAGCAGCAGGACAAGCUCAGCCAGCAGAAACAGAUCGAGAAGGACCUGGAGGAGCUGAGCCGCCUCAUCGGCGCCUCCAGCCGUCCCGCCCACCCCGCCGGGGCCGACGGACAUUUUGUGGUACUGAGCAACAGCCAAUCGGAGGACAGCGACGCCGGCGGGGAAGAAGGCAAGAAGAGGGGCGAGUCCGACGCCUAGCAACGCGCGCGCCCAAAAAUUGGGUAGGAAGCCUCUGCCAGUCCCACCCCGACUUCAGGAAUCAACACCCGCCCGUCCGGGCUGCCUGUGGAUGAUAAACGAGUUCAUCAAAGACUUGUUUAGUCUUUUUUUUUUUUUUAAAGCUUUUUAUACUGCCGCAGUUAUUGAUAUACAACCUUCUAGUUUCCUAUUUCUCGUCCACAGGUGAGUUUUAUGCUCAAAUGUCCUGCGUCCUGCACUGUUUUGCCAGCGGCCGGACGGUUAUCGCAUCGCUUUUCUGAGGCAGAAUCUGCACGUCGGUGUUUCCCAACAUUUAUCGAGGCAAGGGCACGUAUUUGACACGGGAAAAGUCUUGCAACGUGCCACCGCACAAAAAAAAAAAAAAAAAAACCUCACUCCAAGGACAGAGAACAGUUAAGAGUUGGACAUUGAUUUCCCCUAAUUCCCGGCCUACAGAGCACACCGGAUUAUAAGCCUCGCCCAGUACAUUUGUCAAGGAAAUACCAUUUGGUACAUGCAUAGGUCGCAGACGUGUAAAAACUGCAAGCGCCCACAUUGAAACCGACAUGCAAACAUGAAAUAUUUACAAAGAAAGAUGGUACACAGAAAGAGUUUUCAAAGUUUUAAUACCUUAUCUGAGCGUAACAUAGCAACAACACUGGAGCAUGAACGGGGCUGGUAAAAAAAAAUAUAUAUAUAUAUAUAUAUCUGUUUAAAAAAAAAACAGCUGCGGCGGCUACACAGCAGCAACAUGGCAGCACAGCACUUAACAGAGCCGGUUAAAAAAAAAAAAACAUACUUAAAUCACUCAGAUGCGGCAGCAACAUGCUAGCGCGGUGCUAACAGGGCCGGUUUAAAAAAAAAAAAACAGCAGUAAAAAUCACUGAGACAUGGCAGUAACACAGCAGCAACACGCUAGCACAGCACUAGCGCAGUGCUAACAGGGCCAGUUAAAGAAAAAAAAAAUACCGGUAAAAGUGACUUCCUCGGCGCAUCCAUUGAAACUAUAUUUACAAAGAGAGAUGGUACACUGAGAGAUUAACUCUAGCGCCGCCGGGCUAACACAUCCGGUUAAAAUAAAAAACAUACUGGUAAACAAAACACUGAGACACGGCGGUAACAUGCUAGCGCAGCGCUAACAGGGCCGGUUUAAAAAAAACAAAACAUAGCGGUAAAAAUUACUGAGACACAGCAGCAACACGCUAGCACAGCGCUAGCGCAGUGCUAACAGGGCCAGUUAAACAAAAAAAAAAAUACCGGUAAAAGUGACUUCCUCGGCGCAUCCAUUGAAACUAUAUUUACAAAGAGAGAUGGUACACUGAGAGAUUAACUCUAGCGCCGCCGGGCUAACACAUCCGGUUAAAA